AAGAGGACAGCUGAGAGAGGCUGACCCCGCUCACAGCAGACACAGGCACACUGACCACCUCCACUGUCACUGAGGGAAAAGGUCGGUUCCACUGAGAGUUUUGUGAAGCUGCUCCUGGCAAGGACAAUUGCUCGCGGGCACAACAAAGCUGCAGAAAGCAACUCAAAGAAUGAAAAGGCGUGACUCCUGGAGGCUCAGGGGUUUCACGUGCGAUGUUCCUUGGACAGACUCCUGCUUUCCACGGUGGUGAUGGCCUCGCUCUGUAGCCAUCACCAUUCUUGAGGCAGGCAGAGUGAAACCAGACAGCCAGAUAUUAUUUGAAACAGGUGGAGCUCUUCCUGUCAGAUACUCCCAGCUGUCACAAUAACAUCAGAUUUUAUAUAUAUAUAUAUAUAUAUAGCAAAAAAGAAAUUGUGCACACACAACUUUGAUCAAUACUUUGUGAUAAAUUAACUUUUAAAAAAUGUUCAUUUGUAUUUUUAUUAGAAUAUUGCCAUGCAGAACAAAUGAGACAGCUAUUUUCUGAUUCUCUUUAAUGUGUAUCUUCACAUUUAUGCUGUGUUGGAAUUAAGUCAGCUAUGAUUUAUAAAUGACUCAUGUAAGACAAAUUGCAAGUUUCUUGAAAGUGAUUCUUUUCACUGAUGGAAGAUUAAACUCAUUAAAGAUGCAUUGAAGGUCCCUGCUGAGGUCGAAUGAAGACUACUACAGAACUGUUAAAUAAUGUGGCUCACUGCUAAAAGCACAUUUCAUUGCAUUAUAUUAAGAUCCAAAAUGAAGGUUCGGGAUCCCACAGCUAUUCAUAAGUGAUUGAAAACUUAACUCUGCGUGUUCUCUAUAAAUGUUACAUGUGAUAAAGUGGGCCCUUUACAUGUCAUACAUAUUUCAAAAUGAAAUGUAGGUUACUGACAGUGUAACCAGAUUUUAAAGCUGCAGAAGAAGAUACAAGCACAUUUGGUUAGUUAUGCAGUGAAAUACAAAUGUUAAUUUUGGUUCUCUCAAACACAAUUUCACAAUAUACAUCGCAACUGAGAAGUAUUCUCAUAUAUAUAGUUUUUUAUUGUAGUGCAACAUUUUAUAAAAACCUACCCUCAAGCAAGACGGAAAAAUUAUAUUUUCACAUGUGCUUCUCCAGCUACCGAUGGAGAUUAAAGGAUUUAAAGGAUAAUUCCAGUAUCAAUGGCAAUGAGUCACCAAGCUAUCAGAGUAAGAAGUCAUUGAGAGUGCUAUAAAUUAGCAUUAUCAGGGUGUCAUGCUGGCCUAGGGCAGUGGUUCUCAAACCUUUUGUAGCAUGCCCCAUUCAGAAGCUAAAACAAAGAGUUCACACCCUGCAAAAUGUUCACAAAAAUAUACACUUGAACAUACAUCAGCGUGACGAGAACUACUAGAAACCAUCUUUGGGGGAAAAAAUGAGUGUUUGGCUCAUGUCCCAUCUGCUAACAUUGAGGCAACAUGCUUCAUGGCCUAUACUGCAGUCAGCCACCAGGGGGCGAUAGAGAUGUUAGACUUUAUCUUUGGAGUGUCAUCCACCUUCAUAUAUGUCGAUGGGCCCGUCCCACAGCUUGAGAACGACUGGGGUAAGGCUGCAUUCAGACUGGGGCUACUCUACCAUGAACACAAUAUUUCUUUUAAAGGUCCAGUGUGUAACAUUUAGGAGGAUCUAUUGGCAGUAAUAUAAUAUUCACAGGUAUGUUUUCAUUAGUGUAUAAUCACCUCAAUAGUUGUGUUUUUGUUACCUGAGGCUUUUGUAUCUACAGAUGCCAUAGGUCGCCUUCCAUGGAGGCCGCCAUGUUGAAUCGCCAUGUUUCUACAAACUGAACACUGGCUUUAGAUAGUGGUGUUUCGUGUUUCCCGCAUUUGAUGGCCACUGUAGUUUCUCCUUCGCACUUGGAUUGCGAUCCGCAGUUACACCACAACAUUACACCCCUCAUUUCCUGUCAUUUUUCUGCUGUCACUAUCUAAUAAAAGCCUAAAAUGCCUGACAGCUCGCAAGUCUGAAAAGAGUCUUUCAAACCAUCUCUUAAGAUAACACAUAUUGGGGUUUUUGUUUGUACAUAUACUAUAAAAUAACCUCAGUAAAAACCUUGGCUACAUCUGCUCAUUCCUACUAUUCAUUCCUUCUGAACUGAACAUGCUUCUGUCAGUGAAUCUACUCUUAUGACUCUCAGAAAGAUUCAUUACAGGCCUUUGCAUGAAAACGUGUGACCUAACACUGAUCCCAGCUGAUUCCUUCUUUUUAACAGUAACAGACUCUAUGUAAAUGCCUCCUCUGACAGAAUUUUUAUGAACCGCAGCCUGCCAAUAGGAUUCAGGUGGAGCUGUGUCGGGGGAGUGGAAGCUAGAGUUGAUCAACUCCUCAGAGGGAGGUUUCAGCGUGUUCAGGUCUUCUCCCGUCUUAUCUCCUCAAUGGAUCACGAGUAAGAAGUGAGACUGAAGUUAAAUGAGAAUGCAGGACAAGGCCAACAGGGAUUCACAAAAGAAAUCAGUGGGAGAGAUCAGUGAUCAACAGGAGCAGCAGCCUCAAGAUGAGAGGAAAGCAGCUCAGACGAGAACCUUCACCAGGUGGAUGAAUGUGUUUCUGCAGAGACGUGAUCCUCCAGUUGAAGUGCACGACCUGUUCACAGACAUUCAGGACGGCAGAAUACUGAUGGCUUUGCUGGAGGAGCUCUCUGGGUGCAAACUACUUUACAGGUUUAGGUCGUCUCCUCACCGCAUUUUCAGGCUGAACAACAUUUCGAAGGCCCUGGCUUUCCUGGAUGAUAGACAUGUGAAGCUGCUUGGCAUCGAUGCCUCUGGUAUUGCUGAUGGCAUCCCUUCUGUUGUUCUUAACCUUGUCUGGAUCAUCAUCCUGUAUUUCCAGGUAAAGGAGGUGACAGGAGGGCUCCAGAGGCAUUUGUCUUAUAGCCUCUCUUCCUUAUCAAUGAGCACUUACCCCUCCUCCGCUGACCUCUCACCUCAGCCAAAUGACAUUGGCAGCUACUCCUGCAACACCCUGCCAAGCAAAGGCAGAAAGGCUGCCAGAGAGGCAAAGUACCAUGGGAAAGCAAUCAAGACUCUGCUGCAAUGGGUCCAAACAUGUACAUCAAACUUUGGGGUGGAGGUGCAUGACUUUGGGAAGAGCUGGAGGAGUGGGCUGGCAUUCCUAGCUAUGAUUAAGUCCAUAAACCCAGCCUUGGUUGACCUGAGAGAGAGCCUGUCUAGAGUGCCAAGAGAAAACGUCCAGCUGGCUUUCAUGAUAGCCCAUCACAGUUUGGAUAUACCACCUCUGCUGGAGCCUGAAGAUGUUUUGUGCACUUCACCAGAUGAGCGGUCCAUCAUCACAUAUGUGUCUAUGUUCCUGGGGCAUUGUUCAGGCAUAGAAGAGGAUCGUAUAACCGCUAUGGAAAUUCCAGAGAUCCCAAAUUUUGGAUCACUUGAGUCAGUCAGCUUUGGGGAGACCCAUGCUGAUGACCCAGAAGUGCAAGCUUGGCUGAAAGGCUUGGAGAAGAGCAGUGAGCAGCAACUGUGGAAACGGUGGGCUAGAAGACCCUCAGGGACUUCUGAUGUCUCCUCCAGCAGCGGAGACAUCUUUCCAUCCUGUCGUAGCCAAAGCAUCACUGAACAACCUGCAGGCAGUGCCGCCAGCUCACCAUUCAACAAAAGCAAGCAUCGAAGCGUUUUAAAGCCACCCAGUCCACUGGAUGCAGGCAUAGUCAGCCAGGACAUCAGAUCAUGGAUGGAGAAAGCGUCUCUGGAUCAUGGCUACAACAAGACAAGAGUGGAUGAAAGUCAUUUUUCUUUGAGCUCCGAGGAAGGAAUCUACAGUUUGUCAGCACUGGACUCAGAUGAGGAGGAGGCCUACAGCUACAUCCUGGAUCUGAAUAAAGAGGUUUUUCAACCAUAUAAUCAGCUGAAAAGACCAGUACCAAGGGUUGAAGAGGAAACAGCAGAAGAAAUGUUUCUGAAUGGACAGCAGACUGAAGAGUCAAAACAUCCGGAAGUAUGUGUGACGUUAAACGGCAGUGGAUGUAAACAUGAAAAAAGCUCACUUGCACAAAAUGUUGAACCAGAAGUCAGGGCUCGGUCGGUGGUUCAUAUGAAGUUUGAUCCAGACAAGAAUGAAAGUAGCUCCAGAAAGAUGGCAAACAAUGGAGCUAUGUUUGACGUGGAGCCAGAGGAAGAAAGCGGAAGCAGAAAGGGACGUGAAGAGGAGAGAGUUGUCAGAGGACAGAGUAAUGAUGACACCGAUUACUGCGAGGAAGAGAGAAAGAAGGAGAAGACAGAAAAUGCUACAAUGGUGACGCAUGGUUAUGAUAAAACAGAGGCUCUGGUGGACGGAACCAAGAAAACAAAGCUUUUUGAGUCGGGUAUUUGGAAGAAAGAGCUUCAGGAACCGACUAAAAGAAGGCUUUUUGACAAACGUCGACAAGGCAGUGAGAAAAGAACGGCAGACGGAGAAGAAGAGGAAGACAAUUUGACAACGUUUGAGGAAGGGCGGGACAGAAAGUUAGUGAAAGAAAAAGAGGGAGAGGAUAAUGUAAAGGAGGAAGAGAGGGAAAAUCAGCAAAGUGGGAAUGUAGAAAGUUUCAUGGUGGAAGUAAAUGAAAAAAUAUUAAUAGAUGUGGCUGUAAAUGAAGUCAGAGGAGCCGAUGCAACUGGAAUUAACACAAAAGAAGAAAAUGAGAGGAAAGUCAUUGCCGGCCCCAAAAUGGAAGAUUUCACUUGUAAUGAUGAAGGCAAGGAGGUAUUCAGUGGUGAAGUCAUUAAUUUAAUGGAUUUUGAGGCAGUUACAACAGAAGAUGAGAAAGACAGGGAACUUAAUAUUAACAGACGGAAACUGACUGAUAAGAAGGCAACAACAAUAGACCAUCCUGGUAAAAAUACCCCAAAAAAUGGAGGGACCGACCAUAGCGGUGAUAACAGUUGGACUCCUGCCUGCAGUGCAACCUCUCAGUCAGUCAGAGAGGAAGGAUUCAUUCUUCAGUCUUUAGCAGCCUUGUGUGACAUAACCCCAUUAGAGCUGGAAAUGCUCUUGGUCCUGUGGAUUCUGCUCUACUGCUGCUUCAUCCUACCUCAAAUGAACCUCUGAGUCUCCCUGUAGUACACCCUUCUCAUUAAGAAAUGCUUAUUAGCCCAGUUUCCACAAAUGAGGCAAACAGGGACACGUAGGGCUGGGUUGACUCUUUAUCUGUAUCACCAAAUUUCCCUCAAGGCAGCAUUUAAUGAUUAUGUUUUCUUUUUGCUGCCAGCAGAAAUAAUUUGUCAUUUGGGCCAUCGUUGUCAGAUGAACACAUAAUGCUGUUGUUCCCAUUAUUACAAUUUUUUUCAGCUACUUGGUCUUACAAUACACCAAGUAUUAGACAUGGUUUGGGAGUUUUAGUGCGUUUUUGCUGAAUGCAUGUUCAAAAUGUUCUGUUUAUUUGAUUUAGUUUUCUGGCAGAAAUACUCCUUUCACUUCCAGUGGAUGUUACCAACCACAUGGUGGCAUCGCAGCAUUACAGCAGCAACUGUCUCACAUGAAAGACUGUCGUUACAGCAUUCUGUUGACGGCUGAGAAUCCCAUAUGACCUGCUGUUUAAUUAGAAGCUGUAUUGACAUGGUGAGAUUAAGCUGAUAAUAUUUAAUGAGCACUUUGACAUUUCGUAGACUCUCCCUGUGUCACUUGUGGCUUAGAAUGUAUAUUGUUUCAUUGUUUUCAUCUCAAAUACUGUAUGAUAGUUAAAGCCUUUCAACAAUGCAAGCUUUUUUCAUGACAUUUUUGUCACUUUGAGAUAUAAAUAAUAAACCAGAUACUCAUUCUGUGUCA
Molecule: messenger RNA, 5782 nt
Organism: Dicentrarchus labrax (European seabass)
Lineage: Eukaryota; Metazoa; Chordata; Actinopteri; Moronidae
Gene: clmnb
Product: calmin b
Exons: 12
Coding region: 2438-5065 (875 amino acids)
Biological process (GO): nuclear migration
Cellular component (GO): cytoplasm; nuclear outer membrane; meiotic nuclear membrane microtubule tethering complex
Molecular function (GO): actin filament binding
Source: RefSeq, a predicted model, not a curated record